This is a messenger RNA of Temnothorax curvispinosus, 1373 nucleotides long. RefSeq lists its product as uncharacterized. Gene Ontology annotation, molecular function: DNA binding. Gene Ontology annotation, biological process: regulation of transcription by RNA polymerase II. Bases 499 to 1236 code for a protein of 245 amino acids. Lineage: Eukaryota; Metazoa; Arthropoda; Insecta; Hymenoptera; Formicidae. The transcript is spliced from 3 exons. The record is from RefSeq and is a predicted model, not a curated record. Gene Ontology annotation, cellular component: transcription regulator complex; nucleus.
CGCAACCGCAACCGCACGUUUGCCGCCGGGCCGCCAUGAUACCAAAGCCGUGCUGGCCGUGCAACGGUUUCUCCGCAGUGACGCGCAAGCCGCUGCCGACGACGCGACACGAUAACGUCGCCCGGGCCACGACUGCGGCUCCGUUCCGUUGCCGAUUUCGAUCACUUUAUACGCAAUAUUACCGAUUAACCGGUGACCACCGCGGUCUUGGUGGAAGGUACGACGUGCGGUGGGAGCACCGCCGAUCGAUCUUUUUCGAAUUUCAAAUCCCUCGAUCGAGGAAUUUGGGAAAAUAUUUUUUCGCCGUCUCGUUAUCUGAAUUAAGACUCUCUCGAUCGUGCUGGAAGGGACUCCAGCUCGAUUUCCAAGAGAUUUCGCAAAAGUAUAUUGCUCGAACAGUUUUGCCGCGACCGCGAGGUGCAAGAUCGAAGCUGCGAAAGGCGAAAGGACUAUCGGGCGAAGGAAGGAAUUGAAGGAAAGAAGAUCUUCGGAGGCUCUAUGAACAUGUUCGACACGGAAAGGUUCAUCGAGGAAAUAGAGAGGCGGCCAGCGAUCUACGAUGUGAAUCGCGGCGAGUACAACGACCGUAACGCCAAGAUGACCGCGUGGGACGAGGUCUGCCAGGUGAUGGUACCGAAUUGGGCGCGCUUGACGGACGAGGAGAGAAAUGUGGAAGAGAAAAAUUUGCGCGGGAAAUGGAGGAACAUACGGGAUUACUUCAUGAAAGAGCUGAAACUUCAGAAGUCGCAAAAGUCUGGACCCGCCGGGCGAAAACGAAAGAAGUACAUGUACUUCGAUCGAUUGUUAUUUCUCCUGCCGACAGUGGAGAACAAGAGGGGUUCCGCAACCAUUAUUAACCCCUGCAAAUCGGAGGAGAGCGAGGGUGAGAUGGACAAUCCCGUGAUUGAGGAGUACGACCCUCUUACUCACGGUGCUUCCAUAACUGGUAGCCGGGAAUAUCUUCAGGCGGGUACUCCCUCGUACAAGGUGUGUCCGCGUUAUUCGAAACAGCAGCUCUGCGAGACGUCCUUCACGCCCUUCGACAAUGAGAUACACGACAUCCUCUCAUCGCACAGCAGUCAGCGCGUCACCCUUGACGAGGACGACUACGACAAGAUGUUUCUUCUCUCGCUGCUGCCGAUUAUCAGGCAGGUGCCGGAGGAAAAGAAGCUGGAUGUCAGAAUACAAAUACAGCAAGUUCUGGCGAUGGCACUCCGUCCAUCCGAUAAUAAAUAAACGUUUGGUACGUUUUAUUUUUUGGAAGGAGGAAGAAGGGAAUCAAAAUGCAUCACGUGGAAAAAGAUUUUGUAUCGAUUUAUACUAUAUAUGAAUAUUUUUUUCUAGUCUGUCCUUUUAAUUAAUAUUUUCUUGGA